Diplodia corticola is the source of this 333-nucleotide messenger RNA. RefSeq lists its product as uncharacterized. The transcript has a single exon. Bases 1 to 333 code for a protein of 110 amino acids. The record is from RefSeq and is a predicted model, not a curated record. NCBI's taxonomy places the organism in Eukaryota, Fungi, Ascomycota, Dothideomycetes, Botryosphaeriales, Botryosphaeriaceae.
AUGCUCUCCGUCCUCUUCGGCACGAAAAAAAAUGUCAAGAUCGAGCCGAGGAACGGCGUCACAGUCGAGACGAGGAACGGCCAGAAAGCCUUUGUCCGCCGCCACAACAACAAGAAGAAGAAGCCCAAGUCGUCGUCGCCAACCAACAGCUCGAGCCCAUCGACGUCGGCAUCAACGCUGAGCGAACACACAUCCCGCAGCAGCGACCUUCCCGAUUACUCGGACUUGGAAUGUGACAAGCAGGGUGAGGGGAGGGUGGAUCCGCCAGUGCCGGUGCCCUUGGCCAGCAACAAUCCCUUCAAGAAGGGGAAGGGAGAGGAGAGGGUGUUGUGA